Messenger RNA from Truncatella angustata, 1454 nucleotides. Its product is annotated as monocarboxylate permease-like protein. The record is from RefSeq and is a predicted model, not a curated record. The coding region runs from base 88 to 1365 and encodes 425 amino acids. NCBI's taxonomy places the organism in Eukaryota, Fungi, Ascomycota, Sordariomycetes, Amphisphaeriales, Sporocadaceae. Gene Ontology annotation, cellular component: fungal-type vacuole membrane. Gene Ontology annotation, biological process: transmembrane transport. Gene Ontology annotation, molecular function: transmembrane transporter activity. The transcript has 3 exons.
CUUUACCAGUACAAUCUCUCCCUUCACUGAUUGAAUUCAAAGGAUAGUGACAAGUCUCAUACACGCAGAUUGCAUUCUGUUGAUGCAAUGGAGAGUAGUAGCCAUGAACCUAUCUCUGGCCCUGCCUCGGUCAAGGGCAAAGUAUCAGCGACCUCAACUUCGCCAGAGGACAAGUAUCCUGAAGGUGGAGCGGAAGCCUGGGGAGUAGCCAUAGGCACAUCUUUAUCACUCUUCUGUACCUUGGGAUAUGUCAAUUCUUUCGGAGUUUAUCAAGCAUACUACAUGCACAACCAGCUCAGCGAUGAGGACCCCUCUCAUGUAUCGUGGAUUGGUUCUCUUCAAUUCUUCCUAGUUUUUGCGGUUAGCAUCUUUGGCGGUCCACUGUUCGACCGAUUUGGAGCUAAGAUUAUCAUCCCUAGCGCCAUCGCAUAUGUCUUCUCGAUCAUGAUGACAAGCCUUGCCCAAGACUAUUACCAAUUCAUGCUUGCGCAAGGUAUCCUUGGCGGGAUAACUAGCGGCUUGGUCUUGAAUCCCGCCAUGGCCGCCACAUCUCAAUAUUUUGACAAGAACCGUGGCGCUGCCAUCGGUCUGGCAAUUGCUGGAUCUUCCUUAGGUGGUGUGGUUAUUCCUUUGGCCUUAAGUCGCAUGUUAGCAAAUGAAUCGCUUGGCUUUGGUUGGGCGGUCCGCAUUAUCGGUUUUAUUUCUGUCGCGCUCCUCGCCGUUGCUUGCAUCUUGGUCAAGGAGCGGUUACCACCACGCAAGAAGGAGUUCUUCCUGCUUAAGGCAUUCGCCGAGAAGAAGUACAUAUGGGUCACGAUAUCGGGGUUCUUUCUUUUUCUCGGCAUGUUUACUCCUUACUUCUUCCUCCCAGAUUAUGCGCUGAGCCGAGGUAUGGAUCCGCUCCAAGCCUCGUAUCUAAUCGCUAUCCUCAAUGGUACAUCAUUCCCCGGAAGGGUCAUACCGGGCAUACUCUCCGACAAGUUCGGUCGUUUCAAUAUGUAUGCCAUAGCCAGUGUGGCGACGUCUAUUCUCCUUUUCUGCUGGACCCAAUGCACUAGUCACUCAGCAAUUUACGCUUUUACGGUCCUGUACGGAUUCUUUUCCGGUGGAAUCGUGUCCGGAAACUCUAUCAGCUUGGCCUCCACGACAGAUAAUCCCACCAACAUCGGCACAUACAUGGGCCAGGCUAUGCCGAUCAUCUCUCUUGCAAGUUUGAUCGGCCCUCCGAUCAGUGGGGCUUUUUUGGCCGCAUAUCAAGGCUACCAGGAACUCGCCAUCUUUAGUGGUGUCGCCUGCAUCAUUGGAUUCCUAUCCGUGCUGAUGUCGAAGUCAACGACGCGAGAGGGGCUGCUAGGUCUAGCAUGAAACAUGGGUAUCAGGGGUAUACUAUCACUGGUUUGAGGAUGCACUACAUAGGGAAUGCUUUGUAUUUUCUCCACAACGUUGAUGUAUGG